Heterobasidion irregulare TC 32-1 is the source of this 519-nucleotide messenger RNA. RefSeq lists its product as uncharacterized. The annotation marks the transcript as partial. The transcript has a single exon. Gene Ontology annotation, biological process: mycotoxin biosynthetic process. NCBI's taxonomy places the organism in Eukaryota, Fungi, Basidiomycota, Agaricomycetes, Russulales, Bondarzewiaceae. The record is from RefSeq and is a predicted model, not a curated record.
UACGUCGGCGCCGACCGCCCGCGCGAGCUGCCGCUCAAGCUGCGGCGCGUGAACAUGGCGUUCCACAACGACGAGGAGCACUACGCCAUGGCGGGCGACCGCGCGUGGGCGGAGUGGAACGCGCUGCGCCCGCCGAACGGGGGCGACGUCUACCUCGGCGCGCACCCGCUCCCGUUCGGCGUGUCGAUGUGGCACCAGCUGCAGUGCCUGAACCAGCUGCGCGAGGCCGUCGUGCACGGCGAGGACGGGACGCCGUACACGGCGCACUGCUUCCACUAUCUGCGCCAGGCGCUGCUGUGCCGCGGCGACCUGACGCUCGAAGAGGGCGGCACGAGCAUGGUGAACCCGAACGGGGAGGGCACGAUCGCGCCGACGGUGAACAUGUCGCACACCUGCAGGGACUGGCGACAGGUGUAUGACUGGACGGUGGAGCAGCGGAAGACGUGGACGCCGGAGAUGGUCAGGGUGCAGGAGGAUAUGGUCGAGGGCACGUUCCUCGCCAUGGGCGAGGGCCUAUAG